Molecule: messenger RNA, 852 nt
Organism: Daphnia carinata
Lineage: Eukaryota; Metazoa; Arthropoda; Branchiopoda; Diplostraca; Daphniidae
Product: nucleolin-like
Exons: 1
Coding region: 1-852 (283 amino acids)
Source: RefSeq, a predicted model, not a curated record
AUGUCUUUACCUGUAUUCCCGAAACCAGAAGAGAGAUACGUGGAAGAGGAGGAUGAAGAGGAGGAGGCUUGGUCUCUGGCUGAUGCUAAGGCCGUUGUUUUGGCUAAGGAUUGGGCUGAGUUUGCCAUUAAGGCUGGGCCCUUGGAUGUGGGUGAGGAUGUGAAGGAAGCGGCUAUAGCUUUCCUUCAGACUUUGGCUGAGAAUUUGGCUAAGGCUGAGGACGGGAAUGAGGAUGAGGAGGACGAUUGGGUUUUGGCUAAUGCUUGGGCUGUGUUUGUGUUUAAGGUUGGGCUUGCGGACGUGGAUGAGGAGGUGAGGAAGUUGGCUCAAGCGUUAAUUUUUGCUUGCGAUGAGAAUUUGGCUAAGGCCGAGGAUGGGUAUGUGGAUGAGCCGGAAGAGGAGGAGGAGGAGGCUUUGGAUGCUGAUAUAGAGACUUUUGCUAUGGCUUGGAAUAUAGAUGCGGACGGGGAGGAGGCUUUGGAUGCUGAGGUUGAGGCUUUUUCUAUGACUUGGGAUAUAGAUGCGGACGCGAAGGAAGCUGCUCGGGCUUUUCUUGAUAUUUGGACAGAAAAUUUGGCCAAGGAUGGGGAUGUGGAGAAAGAGGAAGCGGAGGAAGCUAUAGCUUUGCUUGCGGCAUGGAUUGGGAUUUCAGCUAACGCUGAGAAUGUGGCGGAAGAGAAGGAGAAGGAGGAGGAGGAUGAAGAGGAUGAUAAGACUUUGGCUGAGAUUUUGGCUGAAAUUAAGGCUCAGCGUGUGACACCUGUCAAUCCUGGACCGUCCAAACCAGUGGGUAAACGUAAGCGGGAAGAAGAUGCUGCAGAAACUCUUCCUGAAAAGAAACGGCCAAGGUGA